CUAAAACUUCAAUACAGAAAAAUUAAAUGGUCAAAAAAGAAACAGGAAUGGAACUAUUUUUAAAGGUCGUGUUUGGAAUGAUAUUUGUUUUGACAAUGAUCUCACAAAUUCAAAGUUCUUCUGCGAAUUCAAAACCAAAGAGACUUCAACUACUCAUCAAAGAUAUCAUAGCGCCUAGGGUCAAAAACGCAACUAAAGAGAUGCAAACCAAGUAUCCAUUUAUAACCUCGACGAACGAUCUGCAGGAGACAAUGCUGAUGCUUGGAGUGAUAGUGACGAAAAAGUGCUCUUUAAAUCUGCAAUUGAAAGACAAGCUCACUAACAGCUACUUAAAGCUCUCUAACUACAUCACACCACUGUACAUGGCCUACUCUUAUGAGGAAGCACAUGGGCCCCAGUACACGGUGCUAGCAAGUGUACUCAAGGAGACCAGCUUUUUCCUGAAUAGUACAGUUAGCACUUUAAGACAUGAGCUGCUGAUAAGAGGUCACUCCGUGCCCGCUGGUCAAGUUGUGUUGACGGAGAAGCAAUUAAAUCGAUACACUCGUGGAUAUCUACAAGAGCUUGUCAACCAAAACUGGCUGAACCUUACAAUCACUGACGAUGUCGUGAGGAUUUACCGGAACUACGUCAUCUAUUCCACCUUUCAUGAUGUCAUUACUGAGGUGUACACGUGCGUCUUUGGUGUAUAACGUCAAUCUUUGCUAUGCACUCUGGGAGUGGCACACUAAAUUUAAUUAAUUUUUUUUCUGGUAACCACUAUUAUAAGAAAAUAUAAAGAAAAAUGGAAAUAGUGUUGAUCACUUCUGCGACGAAAUAUAAUUGCUAACAAACGGAAAUUUUACGAAGGUUUCGUGAAAUGAAUCUGCAGCGAACUUCCUCUCUUUAAGUAUAAUAAUGAUAAUGAACAAUUUCUUUCAAAAUUCCUUUGUAAUUGAAUAUCAUAAAUUGUUUGGUGACUGUCAACCGAUAAUUGGACUAUUUGUUAUUACUCUCAGUGAGAGACGAUAUUUAUUACAUUGCGAAAAACUAAUUAUUAUUAUCAACAUUAUUGCUAUGUUAUCAACUGAUCAGGAUCAGUUGUUUUGAUGUGAUACAACUUAUUAUUUAACCUUGUAAAGGAUUUCGAAGUUACAAUAAAUCUA
Molecule: messenger RNA, 1145 nt
Organism: Pocillopora damicornis (cauliflower coral)
Lineage: Eukaryota; Metazoa; Cnidaria; Anthozoa; Scleractinia; Pocilloporidae
Source: RefSeq, a predicted model, not a curated record